AUGGCCAGCCACAAACAACGUCAACAACAACAAGAACAACCGCGACGCAUUUUAGAGAAGUCACGGACCGUUCGUCGAAGAUAUCAGAGAUCAAACAAACUAUUGGAAUUCACACCGUCCCAAAUCCAGCGGAUUGAAAGGGAGGAGGAGCGAGAAAAGAAGGCUCAACGGAUUCGAGACAAAGAGAAAAGAAAACUAGCCAACAAAAAAAAGAAAGCCGAAAAGGAAGCCAAAGAACGUGAACAGCGGAGGCGUUUGGGAAUUCCAGAUCCUAAUACCAUCAAAAUUCCUGCUAGCCAGCCUCUGCUAUUGAAUUUCUUCGGGGCGGGGAAUAAUGCAAAACAAGCGGACGAAGUUAAAGAAGGCAAUGAUGAAAGCAAGAAAUGCUGCGUUUCCACUAACCAUGAGCCAACAGAUAUAGUUCAACAAGAAGAUAUAACAGAUGCCGCCACGGAAGCAUUCAGUGACGUUGAUACAGAACUUGGGGACGAUUGGCUGGAUAACACGUUUUUAGAUGAACAGAUAGUACAUAAAGAGAGCACCCACGGAACUGUACACGAAUCGGCUUUAAAAGUCUCCAAUGCAAGCUCUGUGACACGCAACGAGGAACAAGCAACAACGCCAACACAGAAUAUGGAAGCUCGUGCUACUAGGGCGAGUAGUUUCAGUGACUCUUUCGAAGAUGACACCGCUCUCCUACUACAAGGGCUUGACCCUAGUGUCCUUCAAACUUUCGAAACACCCCAGAAGCCACAGUUGAGUUUACAUGGUUUCAACACUGGGAGCACUGCAAUGAAAAAUAUGCAGCGUACCAUCACACCUUGUAUGCCACAUUCUGCAUGCAUUACACCCCAGGUCGAAGUUACAAAGCUAGCAGGUGACGGGAAAUCACUGAAAACUCGACCUAUUGCUCCAUUUGUAGAGCUCAAGGAGACAAAUACAGCCCCUGACGCAGAAGGAUAUCCUCGAUUUUCUCCAAAAGAGACUGUUUGUCGAGACGCGCAUAGAACCGAGGCCAAUGCAGCUCUUUUGGAGAUGCACAAUGCUGAUGCAGAAGAUGAAUACGACGAUCUACCUCUCUCUACACAGGAUGUGAGAGACCUCGAUCGUAUGAUAGGCCUGGGUUGA
Talaromyces atroroseus is the source of this 1128-nucleotide messenger RNA. RefSeq lists its product as hypothetical. The coding region runs from base 1 to 1128 and encodes 375 amino acids. NCBI's taxonomy places the organism in Eukaryota, Fungi, Ascomycota, Eurotiomycetes, Eurotiales, Trichocomaceae. The record is from RefSeq and is a predicted model, not a curated record. The transcript has a single exon.